AUGCGCGUACCGCUCGAGACCGUUUCUCGUCAACUUGCGAUCCAGCAAAUGGCAAGAACAUACGAUGAUGACGCGAUCAGGGUCAUUGUCUUAGACUCGACACUCCACAUUUUCGCGUGCAAUGUCACUCAAAUUCAUCUGAGAGGCAGACCAAAAGACGAAGCUGUCCGCUUGCCCAAUCUGAAUGGCCUAGGUGUCUCUUCGACCGCUCCGCAGGCUACGCACGAAGAUAAUCUUCUUCUGGAUGCUUCCCAGAUCGAGCUUCUGCCAGACGACAAAGAAAUGACUUUUACCGUCAAAACUAAGCCGCAGCUGUACACUGCAAGAUUUCGUUCUUUGAAGCUCUAG
This is a messenger RNA of Letharia lupina, 348 nucleotides long. RefSeq lists its product as uncharacterized. NCBI's taxonomy places the organism in Eukaryota, Fungi, Ascomycota, Lecanoromycetes, Lecanorales, Parmeliaceae. The transcript has 2 exons. The coding region runs from base 1 to 348 and encodes 115 amino acids. The record is from RefSeq and is a predicted model, not a curated record.